Molecule: messenger RNA, 1035 nt
Organism: Verticillium dahliae VdLs.17
Lineage: Eukaryota; Fungi; Ascomycota; Sordariomycetes; Glomerellales; Plectosphaerellaceae
Exons: 3
Coding region: 1-1035 (344 amino acids)
Source: RefSeq, a predicted model, not a curated record
AUGUCGACUCUUGGAACCAUCUACGCCCUCGCGCGGAGACAGGAUGACCCAGCAGCUGGGGCUAUAGCCGUUACCACCAUGCCUGUUCCCACCAAUGACCCUGCUCCGACUGUGGUCGCUUCCAUAUGGGUCAUGAUGGCCUUUGCAACUAUCUUUCUGCUCCUCCGCAUCUACUGCAAAGCCGUCCGCACGAGGGGCAUGUGGUGGGAUGACUACAUCAUGCUCUUCGCCUGGUUCUUCCUCAUAGCCGCCACGGCCGUCCUCACCGAGCUCAUGCGCAUGGGCUUUGGCCUGACCCUCGGCUUUGUUCCACGCAUGCACACCCUUUCCACGACCGUCGACGUCCUCAACAAGGUCGCUCUUGGCCUCAGCAAGACCUCUUUUGCCCUGACCUUGCUACGUGUGGCACAGGGGUGGCAGAAGUGGUUCAUCUGGUUCAUGGUCGUGACGAUGAACGGUGUGCUUGCGACCAACGCCGUGACGACGUGGAGGGCAGCCUGUGAUCGCGAGGGGCAAGAUGAGUAUGAAGCUGUGUUGCCAGGAUCAUGCUGGAGUGUUGUCGACGCUGUCAUCAUCGCCAUGGUGGCGAACAAUCGCCUUUCGAUGCUCUUCAUCUGGGGCCAAGCCGAACCAAACGUCACCAUUGUCGCGACAACGAUUCCCGUUCUCCGCGUCCUCUUCCGCGACAUGCACCGCUCGAAAUACCCCGCGGCGGCUGGCGUCUCUGGCCAAGGCGACGGAAGCAUUGGUGGCGGCUACCUGCGCUCGAACGGCGCGUCGCGGUUCCCCGCCUCGACGUUGCGGGGCGCCACACUUGUGGGCGACGGGUCCAAGGGGCGCGAGGAUGACGAGGACAGCGAGGGCAGCAUACUCAGGUCCAAGGGCGGGAUCGUGCGGACGGCCGAAGUGACGGUGGAGUUCGGCUCGAGGGGCGUAAGCAGAGACGGGGAUGUGGAAGAAGCUUUUGAGAUGGUGGACCGUCCUCGGGCCGUGGUCGGUGCUGGAGCGAGGCCGUCUAUGGGUUUGGCAUUGUGA